Haemonchus placei is the source of this 204-nucleotide messenger RNA. NCBI's taxonomy places the organism in Eukaryota, Metazoa, Nematoda, Chromadorea, Rhabditida, Trichostrongylidae. The record is from the annotation of a GenBank genome assembly.
CUCAAUGAUCGACUGGAUCCUUUUGGUGGCCAGAACAGCUACUUACGGGUACCCGGAGGCCAUUCUGGACGGACAUCACCGAGUGUCGCUUCGAACACUUCGGAGCCAGAGUCAUGUAUUGACGAUCGCUAUCAAGACGAUGACGAUGUCGAUAUCGGUAAGAAAACGAGAGAAUCCCUCAGUUUGAGCCGUGUACAUGAAUAG